UUCUAGCGACAGCGACGCAAGAUGGCGGCCACCACGGGCUCGGGAGUAAAAGUCCCUCGCAAUUUCCGACUGUUGGAAGAACUCGAAGAAGGCCAGAAAGGAGUAGGAGAUGGCACAGUUAGCUGGGGUCUAGAAGAUGACGAAGACAUGACACUUACAAGAUGGACAGGGAUGAUAAUUGGGCCUCCAAGAACAAUUUAUGAAAACCGAAUAUACAGCCUUAAAAUAGAAUGUGGACCUAAAUACCCAGAAGCACCCCCCUUUGUAAGAUUUGUAACAAAAAUUAAUAUGAAUGGAGUUAAUAGUUCUAAUGGAGUGGUGGACCCAAGAGCCAUAUCAGUGCUAGCAAAAUGGCAGAAUUCAUAUAGCAUCAAAGUUGUCCUGCAAGAACUUCGGCGCCUAAUGAUGUCUAAAGAAAAUAUGAAACUCCCUCAGCCGCCUGAAGGACAGUGUUACAGCAAUUAAUCAAAAAGAAAAACCACAGGCCCUCCCCCUAUCCCAUUCAAUUUAAGCAGUCUUCAUUUUCCACAGUAGUAAAUUUUCUAGAUACGUCUUGUAGACCUCAAAGUACUGGAAAGGAAGCUCCCCUUCAAAGGCAUUUUAUCUUAAGAUACUAUAAAUGAUAACUAAUUUUUUGUCCAUUUGAAAUAUAUAAGUUGUGCUAUAACAAAUCAUACUGUCAAGUGUAACCACUGUCCAUGUAGUUGAACUUCUGGGAUCAAGAAAGUAUAUUUAAAUUGGUUCCCAUCAUAACUGGUGGGGCACAUCUAACUCAACUGUGAAGAGACACAUCACACAGUCACCUUGCUGCUGAUUACAUGGCCUGGGGUCUCUGCCUCUCCCCCUUUCCCUCCCCCUACCUUCCUCCUUCCUUCUCCCCCUACAACAGCCCUCCAGAUUGGGGUGGCGUAUUAGAAUAGAUGUGAAGGUUUCAGGUCGCAGCCUGUGGGACUACUGCUGGGUGUGUGUGGGUGCUUCAUCUGCACCCCCCCAGUUUCUUUUUUUAAGUCUUAAAUGACUACCCCCUUCCAAGGCAUCAUCCUCUCCCCACUCUCCACUGCCACCCUUGGCCGAAGAAUAGAUUGUAACCCCCUCUGCUCCCCUCUGAAAUUGGCCUUUGAUGAGGAAUUCUUUCAGGGCUCUCCCCAUAUCUCCUCCCCACCCCCACCCGCCACCCCCAAUUGAGGGGUGCUGCUUUUUCCUUCCUCCUCCUGAAGUCCCUUUCUGCACCUUCACCAUCCAACGCUUUCCAUGACACUUCCUUGCUUUGGCCAGAAGCCAUCAGGUAAGGUUGGAAAGAGUCUCUGACCUCCCUUAUUUAGUUUUGGAACCACAUUUCUUUACUCUCCACCAGCCUGGGAAAUGAAAAUUAGGUCCUCAGCCCUGCCACCCUCUGCUGUCAUCGUCAGCUGAUGAAUUUUUUUAGCUCAGGUUUUGAUACAGUGAAAAGAACACUCACCAGGGUUUCUCAGACCUGCCAGCUCUCAAAGUCCUUGGUGGUUAAACUUGGAGAAAGGCCACAUGAAGACACUUGUAAGCACACACAAUCCCUCUGAAUGAAUUGUUUUCUUAUAAUUGCUUUUGCUUUUAAAAAUUGAAGACAUUUAAACAGGGCUCUCAUUUGGUCAUCCUUGCAAUCCAUUUGGGUCUAGUUUGGACUCUGACAACUGGAACAAAAAUAACCUUGAAUUCGGGGCACACUUCGGUUUUGGUGCUGCUGCCUCUGACGAGCCUCAGCAGGGGAACUCGGUGUGCACAGCAGAUCCUGAAAUUGGCGGGCUUGACUUCCUGACAAAUUGCUGCGUUUUCCCACUUUUCUGUUCAGGACCACUAAAUGCUAAAAUGUGGAUGCAUACCGAAAUAAAAGCAAGUCAUUGUGUCCUAAAAAAAAAAAAAAAA
Choloepus didactylus (southern two-toed sloth) is the source of this 1899-nucleotide messenger RNA. Its product is annotated as ubiquitin-conjugating enzyme E2 variant 1. The record is from RefSeq and is a predicted model, not a curated record. Gene Ontology annotation, cellular component: nucleus. Bases 22 to 465 code for a protein of 147 amino acids. NCBI's taxonomy places the organism in Eukaryota, Metazoa, Chordata, Mammalia, Pilosa, Megalonychidae. Gene Ontology annotation, biological process: protein K63-linked ubiquitination; DNA damage tolerance. The transcript has a single exon.